Messenger RNA from Funneliformis caledonium, 204 nucleotides. The record is from the annotation of a GenBank genome assembly. Lineage: Eukaryota; Fungi; Glomeromycota; Glomeromycetes; Glomerales; Glomeraceae.
AUGGAUCGAUGCGAACCAAAAUUUCCUUAUGAUUCAUCUGUUGCUUUGCUUGAAGUUCUCGAUCCAGAAUUAAAUAAAGCUUUUGCCUUCAUUGAUCCUCAUGGUUUAUCUGGAGGUUCUUUCUUGUCAGCUGGUUUAAAAGUUAUAAGGGAGAUUGCGAGUGUAUGUAGAGCAAAAUCUGUGAAGGAUAAAGAAAUCAAAUAA